AUAAAUCCCGCCAACUCAAUCACUUAUCUCUUUAAUUCCAAAACAACUGAACUCUCAGCCGACAAACUAGAACAAAUCAAUUACACAAAAUGGAUCUCUUCCAUAUCGCCCAAAGGCUAGGCCUCUCUGAAUCCAAGCAAUUGAUUCGAAAAGCCGCUGAGUUUCGCCGGCUUUGCGAUGCGCAGUUCGAUUCCUCGGUUAUCGGAGUCGGAGAGAUCUGUAAGGCUAUUAUGUGUCUGGAAAUUGCCGCCACGAGGUUCGACACAAUAUUUGAUCGACAGACAGCUAUUAAGAUGAGUGGAAUGUCGGAGAAGGCUUAUACCAGAUCCUUUAAUCUGCUACAAAACAGCAUUGGUUUCAGGAAUAAGUUGGAUAUAAGAGAACUGGGGAUUCAGUUUGGAUGUGUUCGGCUCAUUCCAUUUGUCCAGAAGGGCUUGUCGCUGUACAAGGAACGGUUUCUUUCUUCAUUGCCAGCUUCCAGGCGGGAAUCUGCAGACUUCACACGCCCUGUUUUUACUGCUGUUGCAUUCUAUUUAUGUGCGAGAAAACAGAAGCUGAAGGUAGACAAGCUUAAGUUGAUUGAGGUUUGUGGAACAUCUGAAGCUGAAUUUAAUAGUGUUGCUACCACAAUGAAGGACCUAUGUCAUGAUGUUUUAGGAGUCACAAAGGAAAAGAAAGAUCCUACAGAAAUAAAAGGGAAUCGAGAAUUGCUAGAUGCCUUACCUGGAAAAAGGAAGAUUGAAGAUGGAGGAUAUCUAUCUGAUGAUGGCACUGAGGUUUCAAGUUACAAACGGCAAAAGAGAAAGGACAAAGUUGCUUUUGAGGAGUGGAAAUCCUCGGUUUUGUCUUCAAACAAAAAGCAGGCAAAAGCACCUUGCAAACGAACAACGCAAAUCAGCCUCAACUUUCAGAAGAAAGUUGCUGAGACUGAGGAAUUAGAGGCAAUGUAAGAAACUGGCAUCCUUUUGAUGAAUCUUUUGGGUUGUCCAUGCUGGAAGCUCGAAUGGGAAGAAAGGAAAAAGAAUAUGAAGUGCAAUUAUUCCUUAUCAAAAAUGACUGUAAAGUUGCAGUUUAGCUUACAUAUUUAUACUAUGGUCUCCUUUCAUCCUUUUCUUCAAAAAUAGGCUCUUAGCUCUUCACAAAUAUUUAUGUUAACAUUUAUUUUUUUAUUCAGGGAAUAAAAUAAUGUUAAAAUUGUUAUAUCAAAA
Mangifera indica (mango) is the source of this 1208-nucleotide messenger RNA. RefSeq names its product origin of replication complex subunit 6-like. The record is from RefSeq and is a predicted model, not a curated record. Bases 90 to 950 code for a protein of 286 amino acids. The transcript is spliced from 10 exons. Gene Ontology annotation, biological process: DNA replication initiation; DNA replication. Gene Ontology annotation, molecular function: DNA binding. Lineage: Eukaryota; Viridiplantae; Streptophyta; Magnoliopsida; Sapindales; Anacardiaceae. Gene Ontology annotation, cellular component: nuclear origin of replication recognition complex.